GUGAACCAGGCGAGCUUCGUUGAGUUCCUUCGUUCCUCCUAACCCGAGUGAAUGUCCUCGCUGAUGGGGUGCUAGACCUAUUCUAAAAAGGGAUAAGAAGACAACCUACCUUCUGUUUACAGUCUAGGAUAGAUCUUGUAAAGGAAAGCAUUGAGUGACUUUAGCCACAACGAGCACAAUGGCAGAACAAGAUAACCUCAUCACGAAGGCCAUCAAAGGCUACGAUUACGUCAUGAAAAAUGGAGACCCAAGGGUAGACGACUGGUUCAUGAUGGACUCUCCAAUGCCCAGCUUCAUCAUCUGCAUGUCCUACUUCAUCUUUGUGCUGGUGUCCCCGACUUUCAUGAAGAAUCGCAAACCGGUGGAGAUGAGACCCGUGCUCAUUGUCUACAAUCUCGCCAUGGUUGCACUGUCAGGCUACAUUUUCUAUGAGUUCCUCAUGGCAGGUUGGUUGACAGGGUACAGCCUAGGGUGUCAGCCCGUCGAUUACUCCAACUCUCCGAAGGCCCUGAGGAUGGUCCGAGUGUGCUGGCUGUUUUACAUGUCAAAGUUCAUUGAACUUCUCGACACGGUGUUUUUCAUCAUGAGGAAGAAAUUCAACCAGGUGUCGUUCCUGCACGUGUUUCACCACGGCAUCAUGCCCAUCUCCUGGUGGUUUGGAGUCAAACUUGUGCCAGGCGGUUUCGGCACGUUCCACUCGCUGCUCAACUCCUGGAUCCACUUCAUGAUGUACAUGUACUACGGACUCGCUGCCAUGGGCCCGACCUUCCAGAAGUAUCUGUGGUGGAAGAAGUACAUGACCACCAUGCAGAUUACCCAGUUCGUCAGUGUUAUGAUCCACUCGUCCCAGCUGUUGUUCAUGGAGUGCGACUACCCCAUAUUCUUCGUCUACUGGAUCGGUUUUUAUGCCCUUAUCUUCUUUGUCAUGUUCGGCAACUUCUACGUCCAGUCCUACCUCAAGCCAAAGGCAGCCCCCAGCAAGCAGUUGCACUCUGCCAAUGGAUCUGUCGCUGACCGAAACAAGGCAAAAAGAAGCUGAGGAUGUAGCUGCCAUUUCAUUAUCAUCCAUAGGUUUAUUAGUGCUGCAGUAUUGUACAUUUGCAGCAGUUUAGUUUGGAUAUGUAUUUCAUGUAUGUCUUUUUUUUUUUCAAUCAUGUAUAUUUAUUUUUCAUUUAGAAAAAAAAAUUUUUUUAUGUUUGUAAGAAUUCCAUAAUCUCAUCAUCAAUUUUUGUCUUUCUCUUAGAACCCAUGACCACACAAUAGAAGAUUGUUUCUGUUAUUCCCCACAUCUCCAUGCAUUUGUCAGUGGGUGAAAUGACGUCAGGAUCACAUUCAUGCAAACCGCGAUGAAGCUUGCCAACUGUUCCCCGAAUUCCCCGGUACUCUCCUGGAUUUGGCAAUCUUGAAUUUGAGAGCCUUUUCUCAUACGUGAGGCAUCCUGGUGAAAUCAGGCGCUCUUCAAAAUAAUGAAAUCAAAGAAACAUGCAUUUUUCUGCCUGUUUGGCAAUUUUUAUCUAAUUUGUGGUUUUUGGCUCAAAAACUGAAAUAUGUCCAUGUAUAAACAUAUUUCUAUGUGUAUUUUACUGAAGAACGUUUGUUAAAGGUACAAAAGCUGUACAUAAUUUGUAGUGUCGAGGGACUCAAGCUUUGAAGUCACCAAACUUUUUCAGCCAUUGUUUCAGAUUUUUUCCUCUGAAACCAGGCGACCACCUCCUUCUUCAAUCGCAUAUAUCUCAACUUCUGUUCAAGAUAGAUGGAUAUUUCUUUCAUCGAAAACGAGACAGAUGACCAAGCUUUAAGGUGAAACCAAUAACUCCUUGUGCCCCAAAAAUUUACAAGCGCCUGAUUCCACCUCAUCGUGACACACAUACACUACACCAAAGCCAGUCCUACUUGAUGUAAUUUCGUUUGUUGUUGCAUAAUCUGAUGUUUUAAUGUUGGGUGUUCCUGGCUGGGAUUUUGGAAAAGUUGGCAAGCCUGCACAAUGAUUGUUUUAGGAGUGGGACCUCCCAGAAUUCUCCUGUUUCUUCCAUACUCUUUUGUUUCUUGUUUUACAGUUUAUGCCCCAUCUUUUGAUUGUGAUUUCUUCUGUUGGUGCGCACCGCUCAGUAAAUUCAUUCUUGUUGGUGCACAGAAUCCCGUAAGUUCUUUAUUGCUUUUAUUGUUUGUGCACGCAGCGCCUAAAAUUUUUAUUUUCGGUAAACACAAUUCAGUUGAUUCUUUAUUGUAGAUGUGCACAAUUCAGUAAAAUUUGAAAAAUCUACCUAGAUGGUGAUUCAUCUAUAGCUACUAUUCAAGAGUGUGGGGUUGUGAAGUGUAUUUUAUUUUCAAGCAAAUAAUGAAUUUCACCAAGGGUUUGAGAGACUUUCAGUGUACGUUCAGUUCCUCCUAAACUCAUUCAAGACCAGCUCUGAUGUUGAAAUGGAACAACUCGAGACCUACCGUAUUUUUUAAUCUAUUUUUGAAAAAGCCUCUACUGUUGUUUUACUUUCCUGUGUUUUUAAAUGCAAUAGAAAACAAAUGGUUAGCCUGUCUGUCUUCUUUCCAAGACAUUACAGUCGUUGUGUUAUGAGUCAUGGCUUAACAUCUGGCCAGUUCCAUGUUAAGUUUUUGUUCAGCUUUGUGCUCUUUGGAUGCUCCACUAGUUCAGUUGGUGUUGUGCUGGAUUACAGAGCAGAUGGCCCUGGUUCGAAUCCUAGACUGGACGUUCUUUUGCGAAUAAUCAUUAAAGGGGCAUUUAAACUAUACGCUUACUUUUUCUUACUCCUUCAUAUAUUCAUAGCUGCACCUUAUAUUUUUGUUCUUUCUAAUUUGCUGUUAAUUGAAAGGCAUAAUACUUUUAAACGUCAAGCCAGAAGUUGUAAAAAUUUGAAAAUCAGUUUUCUAGUGUCAGUUAAAAUUUUUUACAAUUUGCUACCUUGACAGCUGGAAUAGGGUGAGGAUUAAUGAUGAUUUUUUUACUAACUUUUUUUGUGUCACUUGCUAAUUACACUAUUUAUGCUUUCUAAGUGUGCUGUUUUGCUUAUGAAACAAAAGG
Molecule: messenger RNA, 3037 nt
Organism: Aplysia californica (California sea hare)
Lineage: Eukaryota; Metazoa; Mollusca; Gastropoda; Aplysiida; Aplysiidae
Product: elongation of very long chain fatty acids protein 7
Exons: 8
Coding region: 179-1039 (286 amino acids)
Biological process (GO): very long-chain fatty acid biosynthetic process; sphingolipid biosynthetic process; fatty acid elongation, monounsaturated fatty acid
Cellular component (GO): endoplasmic reticulum membrane
Molecular function (GO): fatty acid elongase activity
Source: RefSeq, a predicted model, not a curated record